Messenger RNA from Sinocyclocheilus anshuiensis, 1748 nucleotides. It is a transcript of the gene parm1, whose product is annotated as prostate androgen-regulated mucin-like protein 1. Bases 105 to 845 code for a protein of 246 amino acids. NCBI's taxonomy places the organism in Eukaryota, Metazoa, Chordata, Actinopteri, Cypriniformes, Cyprinidae. The transcript has 4 exons. The record is from RefSeq and is a predicted model, not a curated record. Gene Ontology annotation, cellular component: early endosome; plasma membrane; late endosome.
CAGCGUUGCACGUGGAAAGAGGAAGGAAAAUGAAGAUGCACUUUUUAACGGCGGUGAUAUUAGCAGUAUAUUAUGCGUGGCUUGUUGUGUGACAUGAAGGUUGGAUGAUAUUUGGAGGCAGCACAAUGAGCACUGCACCACCAGCAGCUACAGUUACAGCUGAAACUACACAUGUAGCGACAUCACCUUCACAAACGCACGCAACAUCAGCAAAUACCACUGAGGCACAAACGACGACUGAAUCUGUCUCCACGAUCCCCAGUACAAGUGAAACAACAGCUGGGUCCUCAGAAAACGUGAGCAUGAGCACUACGAACAGCUCCACACAAACUCAGACAACAACAAAUGCAACCUCGGACUAUAACGCUACCUCUGCAGCGACUGAGCUCACCAGCGCAGUUUACAACGAGACCACAAUCACAUCGAGUUCGGUGAAUGAAACUCAGGCAACAUCCUCUUCAGAGAGUCUUACCUCACAGAAAACAACUCUGGGAAGCACAGAUACGGUUAUUACUACUGACAAAAGCACACCUACAGCGACAGUUACUACGAUUACAACGGUGGCCUCUACUUCUACAUUAACACCAACAACAAUAAAAGCAACAGAAAACACGGCAACAUCCGUAACUAAACCCACAGAUUCUGUUGACGAAGAAAAGAAGCACACAGAGGCCCUGAGCUCAGGAAGUGUCGCUGCCAUCGUAAUUGGCGUCGUUGCCAUUGUACUAAUUUUACUUGUUGGUGCGUACUACUUCAAAAUUCGACACUCUUCUUAUGGACGCCUUUUGGAUGAUAGUGAACACAGCUCUGUGGGGAAUUUUCUUAACCCAAUGUUUGAUGGCUAAAUGGGGAAGCAUUCAUGAAGAAACAUUCGUUUCUGAGGAACAACCUACACGUCUUUCUUAAGCAAUGAAUAUGGUAAUAUUAGAUUCUGUAUUUUGGCCCCAAAAUAAGAUGAUGCACUGACCAGAAUCAUCAAGAAGUUUUAGAAUGUAGGCAAGACUUCGACUUCCUGUGAGUAUUACUAUGAAGGCAGGUUCCUGUUUGAAGGAAGUUUUUAAGUGAUGUCCUUGAAAUUUCUUUUUUGGUUUGUUUGUUUUGUGUAAUGUAUUGUCUCAAGUAAAUUUUUUGACUUAUUCACAUUGCUUGCUCUGUUCGUCUCAUGAUCAUAUAUUUGAGUAUAAAUAAACCACAUUACUAGCAUUAGCUGUAAUUUUUCUAAAUCAAAUCAAAAACCAUUAUUGGUCUCAAAGAGUGACCUUAUCAUUUACCAUAAUUACAGCUGUGGCCUCCCACUGUUCAUCCAAAGACAGUCCCUGUUUUAACGCAAAGACCGUUUAACAUUUCUGUAGCCUCAACAAUAACAGAUUUUUCCCUUUGUCAUUGUAAUGGCAGGGAUCCACAAGCAGCAUGCAAUUAAGCAUUUAAACAGUCAAGACUGUUAUUAGAGCCUUAAAAAUAAGCCAUCAAGCAAACGGAGGCUCGUUAACAAAACAUCUGGUGUUCUGGCUUGUUUGAGAUUGGGUUCAGUUAGUCGUGCUACAGCAGUUUACCACAUCCAGAAAUGUAUUUGUGAAUGUUUAAAACCACUCAUUUAGUUUCCUCUCUUUUUGUUACAUGUUUAACAGCAACCACUGUUUCCUGUUUUUGCAAAUGCUCUACUUUCAAAAAUGGUAUAAACCACAUGAACAUUGUCUAAAUCACUGGUCUAAAGCAGCAGCAACUGAUUGUAAAACUGUUGAUGUGUU